Messenger RNA from Pediculus humanus corporis (human body louse), 813 nucleotides. Its product is annotated as Ultrabithorax, putative. Gene Ontology annotation, molecular function: DNA-binding transcription factor activity, RNA polymerase II-specific; RNA polymerase II transcription regulatory region sequence-specific DNA binding. The coding region runs from base 1 to 813 and encodes 270 amino acids. Gene Ontology annotation, biological process: regulation of transcription by RNA polymerase II. NCBI's taxonomy places the organism in Eukaryota, Metazoa, Arthropoda, Insecta, Psocodea, Pediculidae. The record is from RefSeq and is a predicted model, not a curated record. The transcript is spliced from 5 exons.
AUGAUUAAUUUUGGGGGUAUGAUAAUGCCACAACAUUUAUACAGAGAGACAAAUAAUGGAUGUUCGAUGCCAUGUUCAAAUGCCAUCUCGUCAGAAUUCACAAAUUUUAAUUCGCCCACAUCGACAGAAAAUUCUAGAAGAUUUUCCGUGACUAGUUUAUUAGAAAUAAGUAAUUUAAAUAAUGGAAAACCUGAAGAUGCCGAACCAAGCGAAAAAGACGAUUACGUAGAUGGGGAAAAUGGAAAAAUGAAAAAACCGAGAAGAAAUAGAACGACAUUUACAACAAUUCAAUUAAGUGCAUUGGAAAGAGUUUUUGAAAAAACUCAUUAUCCAGAUGCUUUUGUUAGAGAAGAAUUAGCAAAAAGAGUUGGAUUGAGUGAAGCACGAGUUCAGGUAUGGUUUCAAAAUCGUAGAGCCAAAUUUCGAAGAAACGAACGAAGUUUAAUAUCUCAUAGCAAACACAUAUCGACUCCAUAUAAACCCAAUCAAGAAAUUCAAAGUAUGUUAGAACAACAACAACAACAAUCAUUAACUUCUAGAACUAACAUUUUGUUUAAUUCAGAAACACACGGUGUGGAAUAUUUUAGUUCCUCAUGGAAGCCCUCCAGUGGUAUAGGACCUCCACCACAACAUCCAGUUUUUGCCACUCAAAAUAAUUCUUGCAAUGUACUUUCUAAAAGUAUAUCCUUGCCUUAUGGUGCGUCAUCAUCGUUGCCAAUAACAUCUUCUAAUUUUAAUUUUCCUUCAAGUUUAUCAAAUUUGAGAUUUAAGACUCAUGAGUACUCAUUUAAUGUUGCUACUUGUAAUAUUUAA